UCAAGCCGUUCCACCAAGAAAAAAGGGCGAGAAACAAAGGACCCAGAAAAGUUUCCACUUUCCUCGGUGAAGCUGCAUUUCUAUGCUUAACACGAUUGCAUUUUUACCACUUCAGGAAUGGAACCGGCUCAUGAUAAAGAUAAAUCAGAGAACGAGAAAAGUGGAGCAGAGCUAAAUGGUUUGCUGGAAAUUCUACCCCCAGUUGAGUUCUGUUGUGUUUAUGGUUCCACUCUCCAUCCAAACAAUCUCGACAAGAACUCGAUGAUAGAUUGCAUUAUUGGUGUGUCUGAUCCUGAGAAAUGGCAUUCUGAGAACUUGAAGAUGAAUAGGAAUCACUAUGCUUCAUGGUUGGUGCACUUCGGUGGUGCAAGGCUGAUUGCUGGCGUAGCUGAUGAUAUUGGCGUUGGCGUGCACUUCAAUCCAUUUGUUUCGUUGAAUGAUAAGAUGUAUAAGUAUGGAGUUGUUAGAAUGGAUGACUUGAUUAACGACAUUCUGGGAUGGCAGAGAUUCUACCUUUGUGGCCGCUUGCAAAAACCUGUAAAUAUCAUCAUGGAUAGUUUGGAUCUUGAAAAUCUGAAUCACAUUAAUCUGAGGGCUGCAACUUCUGCUGCUCUUCUCCUUUUGCCAUCCAAGUUUACAGAGGAGGAUCUAUAUGCCAAAAUAUGUAGCCUAUCAUAUAUGGGCGACUUAAGAAUGCUCUUUGCUGAAGACAAAAAUAAAGUGAAAAAGAUUGUCCAAGGGCAGUUCAGUUUGUUUCAUAGAAUGUAUAACCCUUUCCUUGAAGAAUAUGCAGCCAAGGACUUGUUGAGACUUUCAUCUUCUGGUGAUGCUCAAGUAACUAUAUCUCAGGAUUGUGGGUCAUCUGCUGCUUCAAAACUUGUCUCUUCUCUUCCACCACCAAUCAGAAGUCAAAUGGGGAUAAAACUUGGAGAGAAGAAAAUACUGGAUGAAUUGGGUCGAGUUAAACAAGAAGUUGUAAUUGGUUCAAAAGAAGAGGCUGCACAGUGUAUGCAGAAGCUUCUUAGGAACAAAGUUAUGAUUUCAAGUGCAAGGCAGGCUGUUGCUGGCCUAUUGACAGUUGGUGUAUUUGGCGGAGCUCGAUAUGUUAGUAAAAAAAUGCAGAAGGCCUGGAAAUCUUAGAUAUAAUCUCUAUUCAGAGAACCAAGGAGUUGAAGGGGCUCUACCAUUUGUGAAGACCUGCCCAGUCCAUUUUUUAUUGUCUAAGAUGGUCAGGGAAGAAGAAGGAAAAGACAGAGAAAAAGAAGGCUCCCUCCUGCACCAGACUCACCAGAAGUCAAAAUCCUCAAGGAGAGUGAUACAAGAACAUAUUUCUCCUUUUGCUGAAAUAGGUCCGAAGAACAAUUUUGAGAGAAUGAUGGUCGGGAAGGGUCAACCAAAGAAAAGAAAAUGUGCUUUACGUGUAUGUCUUUUGUAGACGCAGAUGAAGCGACGGUAAAUGUGGAUCAAAUAGCAAGUUUUCGUCUGUGAACAGCGAACAUGUUAAGCCUACGAAAAUUGCUAUUAGAACAUGGAUUUUGUACAACAGGAAUUUCAUUGUUAGACAUGAUGAAGAAGCUUUGUGGCAAAUCUUGCCGAUGAGCGCCCAACAUUUUGUAUUCCUGCCUGUGAACAAAGGCAAAAAACAGCAGGAGAAGGAAUCCUUCAAUCUCCAGAUAUCAGUUAAUUGUCUCUUUACAAUCAGAUGUCUGCAAAUAGAAGUCCUGUUUCUCUCAAUUGCAAAAUCCAUUUCAGAGAUGGUUGUCAUUGCUUCUGUAAUCUUAGCUUCUGUGCAAAAAGAUUUACUGGAAUUGUCAUAGUAC
Molecule: messenger RNA, 1820 nt
Organism: Coffea eugenioides
Lineage: Eukaryota; Viridiplantae; Streptophyta; Magnoliopsida; Gentianales; Rubiaceae
Product: phosphatidate cytidylyltransferase, mitochondrial
Exons: 11
Coding region: 118-1140 (340 amino acids)
Biological process (GO): cardiolipin biosynthetic process; CDP-diacylglycerol biosynthetic process
Cellular component (GO): mitochondrion
Molecular function (GO): phosphatidate cytidylyltransferase activity
Source: RefSeq, a predicted model, not a curated record